Messenger RNA from Vigna unguiculata (cowpea), 1463 nucleotides. RefSeq names its product transcription factor bHLH121-like. Lineage: Eukaryota; Viridiplantae; Streptophyta; Magnoliopsida; Fabales; Fabaceae. The record is from RefSeq and is a predicted model, not a curated record. Gene Ontology annotation, biological process: intracellular iron ion homeostasis. Gene Ontology annotation, molecular function: protein dimerization activity; DNA-binding transcription factor activity.
UUGUACUGUCUGAUAAUAAUUUCAAUGCAUCUUGUCAUUAAAUCAUUUUUUAGCUGGUGGCAGUAAUGCAUGUGGACAAUUUUCUGUGUUCCUAGAUCCUAUUCUUCCUUAAGCAGUAACUGAAUAACACUAGUAUUGAAAUAAAUGAAGAAAAGUAAAAGCUCUCGAGAGUUGUUGAACUGGAAUGACUCUACAGGAGUAUUAGCUACUGAGAAUUCAGGUCUGAAGUUGAACCAAUGGAUUGUACAGCUGCAAGAAGGACACAAAAGGCUGACCGAGAAAAGCUAAGGAGGGAUCGACUCAAUGAACAAUUUGUAGCGCUGGGCAACAUUUUAGAUCCUGAUAGGCCCAAAAAUGACAAAGCAACCAUUAUAGGUGAUACCAUUCAAUUGCUAGAGGACCUUACUUCUCAAGUUAGUAAACUUAAAGAUGAAUAUGCUGCACUAACUGAAGAAUCUUGCGAGUUGGCUCGCGAGAAAAUUGAUCUUAGAGAAGAAAAGACUUCUCUUAAAUCGGAUAUUGAGAAGUUGAAUUGUCAGUAUCAGCAACAGCUCAGGACUGUGUCUCCAUGGACUGCAAUGGAUCAUUCAGUGAUGGUAGUUCCAUCAUCAUAUCCAUAUCCAGUGCCAAUGCCAAUACCUCCUUCUCCAAUUGCUAUGCAGCCAUACCCCUUCUAUGCUAAUCAACAUUCUGCUAUUAUCCCUAGCCCUUGUUCAACUUAUGUUCCUUGUUUAGUCCCUAAUACCCUUGUUGAACAGCAAUCCAUCCAGCACAUAGCCCCACCUCUUCAUCCAGGUUUCCAGUCCCACAUGUCGGGUAAACAAGACUCCAGAAACAAAUGCAAGGAGAGCAUGGUUGAAAAACAUGAGGAUUCAAAUGAUGUCACUGCAGACCAGACUUACGGGUCUUCUGCAGACCAGGACUUGCCAUCUGGGAAAAUAAAAUCUAGCGAAUUGUCAAGGAGGCAAAGCAGUUGCGCUGAAGUGAGUUCGUUAGGUAGGUGCUCUUCAUCUAGUAGUGUUCAGGAGAGUUCAUCAAGUAGUGUAGUUCACGAACACAAAGGCUAGUGAGUGAGAAAGGGAACAAUCUGAGUCAAGUGCUUAUUUCUUUGGAAUUGAAGUCAUGAUGGGGUUUCUCCGGUGUUUAGCUCCUACUACUGCCCGGAGGUACAAGACCCUUGUUUUCUUGAAAAAAAUCACUUCUGACUUCUCUCCGAGACUAGGAUUUUAUUAAAAUUUGGAUUAAAUACUAUAUGAAUAAGCUUUUCCUUGUGGGUAAAAGCUUGUCAAAUCUGGUUUAUAUACCUAUUCUUGUAAAAAAUUAAAAUUGCAGCCGAAAAACCUUCCAACUUGAUUGGUGUGGCUAAUGAAUGUGUAGGGUUUGUAAAUCACUUCACCUCUUGACCUUUGACCGGAAAUUGUACUUAUAUUAUGAGAAAUGCUAGUUAUACACUCUUUCUAAUA